GGUCGACUCGGUUUUUUCUCUCGAUUACUAAUCAGUUGAGCAUUGACAUAUAAUUAUUAGUUUAAAAAGGGUACAAUAAAGGGAUUUAUUUUAUUAUUAUUUUUUUUUUGGAAAGUGAAAAACGGUGGUAUACUGUAUAGCGCUCUUUCAGGCUAUCAAUAUUGUAAUGGGGAGAUGCAACUUGGCACUUCCUCGUCUCUGGGUUUUCGAUUAUUCUGUAUAAGCGCCAAAAUCUGUUCUUGUUGGUUGGAGAUUUUUCAAAAAACUUCAACUUUGCUCUGUCUCCCUGAUCUAGUUGAUACCAUAUAAAAGAAACAGAUAAUGUCGUGGGCUAUAUCAACUUUUGUUCCCUUUGAAGUUCCUCCUGUUUCUGUUGUUGCUACUGCUUCGGGUCCAUUGUUGGGUUGCACCACCAACUACUUGGAUGUAGUUGGUUCUAGAAGCACAAGGCUCCAAUUCUCUCUUUCAAAGAAAUGGUCAACAAUGAGAACUUUUGCCACAGAGUCAAACCAAGUGUCUUUCUUGCAAUCACGCCAAGAAACUUGGGAAGAUCCAGAUGAUGGAAGCGGCAGUGAGUUUGAUGAGGAAGAUAAUGAUGAAGAAGAAGUGGAUGAGUAUGACUUGGAUUUUGAAAGUGAUUGGGAAUUGGAUGAGUAUAACUUGGAGUCUGAUGUUCAAGCCGUCUCUAUUACUGAUCAGCCUGCUGCAAACAAGUAUGAGGUGGAUCUUCAGAAAGAGGUUGAACAACUUUUGGAACCCGAAGAACAAGCAAUUCUGCAACAGAAUGCAACUCUGAAUGUGGAUAAACUGUCAACUCCGAAAUGGAAUCCACUUCACACUUUUGCGCUAUCAGGGCAAAUUAUUCCAAUGGACAAACUACUUGAAAGUGGAUUUGACAUUGAUUCUGUCGACGAGGAUGGUUUUUCUGCUCUACAUAAGGCAAUUAUAGGCAGAAAGGACGCUGUCAUUGGUCAUCUUCUAAGAAAAGGUGCAAGUCCUCAUAUCACAGACAAAAAUGGUGCUACCCCACUUCAUUAUGCUGUUCAAGUCGGUGCAAAACAGAUUGUGAAGCUACUAAUAAAAUACAAAGUUGAUGUCAAUGUCGCAGAUUCAGAUGGAUGGACGCCAUUGCACAUCGCCAUCCAAGGUAGAAAUAGAGAUAUAACAAAAAUUUUGUUGGUCAAUGGAGCAGAUAGGAACAGAAGAAACAAGGAUGGAAAAACACCCUUGGAUUUGAGCUUGUGUUAUGGGAAAAACUUCAAGUCGUACGAUCUUUCAAAGUUGCUAAAGGUUGUGCCUCUUUAUGGAGCUUUUUGAUGUGUCAAUUUGAAACAUUCUACUUGCAAAUCUUUGUAUUGAACACUUUGUAUUAAAGUCUUUUGUAUGAGGUAUGAAUGCCUAAUGCAAAGCUAUUAUAAUUGAUUCUAAGAACAUCAUGCAAGAA
This is a messenger RNA of Benincasa hispida (wax gourd), 1444 nucleotides long. It is a transcript of the gene EMB506, whose product is annotated as Ankyrin repeat family protein. Gene Ontology annotation, molecular function: protein binding. The record is from RefSeq and is a predicted model, not a curated record. NCBI's taxonomy places the organism in Eukaryota, Viridiplantae, Streptophyta, Magnoliopsida, Cucurbitales, Cucurbitaceae.